Molecule: messenger RNA, 669 nt
Organism: Xylaria bambusicola
Lineage: Eukaryota; Fungi; Ascomycota; Sordariomycetes; Xylariales; Xylariaceae
Exons: 1
Coding region: 1-669 (222 amino acids)
Source: RefSeq, a predicted model, not a curated record
AUGUGGUUCACACAGGUAGCAGCCUCACUCGCCCUCCUCGCAACAAGCGCCCUCUCAGCCCAAAGCAUCUGCCCCUACAACUAUCCCGUACACGUCAACACAACAGAAAGCAACAACGGACUAAUCUUCACCAUCGCCUCGACAACAGCAAGCACCAACAACCGCGCAAUCCAACUGCGUCCGAACCCGUAUCUCGAAGGGGGCUUCUUCGCAGGUCUAGACCCGUCCUCCCCAGUCCUGCUCUCCAACUUCGCCAACUCAUCAGUCAAGUCCCAAGGCCGCGACAUCUACAACCAGCUCUACGACACGGGCGCAACGGGGUACCUCAACCAGCGCGACGAAGUCAACGGCACACACCGGUACACGGUGGGCUUCGCCAACGCGUCGACCUGGCCUGGAGAGGUGGAGAGCGAGUGGUAUCUCUCCGGCGGCAGCCCCGACGGCACGUAUGAUCUGUACCACGAGGAGCCGCUGAAUAUCGUGCACGGCUUCAUACUGUGCGAGGCCGAUCACGACCUCGGACCCGGGCCCUGGAAACAGCUUUUCUAUUACACGUACGAUACGACGCCCGUCGAGUUCCCUGAGUGCGAAUUCGUGGGCAUUAGGACUACUGUUGCGCCGACGAUAUACAAUGGGGAUUGCGAUAUUGGCGGGUUCGUGGCGGUGUGA